UAAUGGCUGCUAAUGAUUAUAUCCAGAUUAAUAAUAAUCUUGAAGCAGAAGAGGUUACUAAUAAUGAAGCUGCCAUUAUUGAAGAAAUUUGCCAUCAGUUAAAUUUUAGUAAUAAUGAUAAGGAUA
This is a messenger RNA of Racocetra fulgida, 126 nucleotides long. Lineage: Eukaryota; Fungi; Glomeromycota; Glomeromycetes; Diversisporales; Gigasporaceae. The record is from the annotation of a GenBank genome assembly.